This is a messenger RNA of Pyrenophora tritici-repentis Pt-1C-BFP, 1098 nucleotides long. RefSeq names its product Metaviral-G multi-domain protein. NCBI's taxonomy places the organism in Eukaryota, Fungi, Ascomycota, Dothideomycetes, Pleosporales, Pleosporaceae. The record is from RefSeq and is a predicted model, not a curated record.
AUGCAGGCCAUCGUCACGCAACCACCACAACAACCCGCCUACGGGGCUGUUCCUCUCCGUCGUAAGCCCGUAGCAAAUCCCGGCAUCGCUGUGCGGCCCCCGCCUCACCAAUACGACACAAUUCAGCCAGGCCACUCGCGGACGCGCACCACCAGCUCGGGUGUCUUUCCCACUCAAUCGCCCACGACUGCCAGUAUGAAUUCGCAAUACCCAACCCAGUACCAGACAAGCCUCCGCCGGACGCCCACGUCGUCGACCAGCUCUACUACGGGCACCCCUAACCGCUCCAACAGCGGCACCUUGCGCCGCUCCUCAUCCACGCGUUCCGGAGGCAAUUCGCCCACCUCAUAUGUUGCCCUGAUGCGGAAACAAAAGGCCACGGUCUGGUGUGACCGAGCCCAGUACGAAGACCCACGCAUGCUCGCACAGCAACGGCAGGCCAAGAUGCGCGCAAACAUGGAGGUCGCAGGCGGGCCACACCACGUUCCCCCGCGGAGUGCGUCGGGAGGGUCCAGCAUGGCAGGCGGCGUGCGAUCCAAGAUUGGCCGUCACCACGGCCUGCCAAAAGCGUCACUCUACGCACCAGUGACGUAUGCUGGAUCCGGUGUGCCCAUGCGCCUGAGUGCCUCGGAAGUCGACGAGGGCGACGACGAAGACGCAGGCUCGGUCAAGAACGGAGGCCAGUACCACCACCGCACCGGCUCAGGCCGCAGCUCCCUGGGCUCCGGACGCCGCAUGUCUUACGCAAACCCCGCCGGCCGCAUAUCUUCCAACAGCACACCACCGCAGAAUUCGGAUGGCGAGCUUGGCGAUCUCAAAGAAGAGCCUACACCUUCGCCAGCCGAGUACGACGUCAAUGCUCCCAACGACAACAGCUACUUUCACAAAACAAAAACAAAUCUCAGUACCGGUAGCGGAAGUAGUGGGGAAAGAAACUUUGGCGAUGUGGGUCAGAUGCCCGCCCCAGGUAUGCUGAAGCCGCCCGUGACAGAGAAGAAGGGCAGUAAAGACGAUCUGGUGAGAAGAGGAAGUGUGGACGAGAGAACUAUGACCAUGGGAACGCGCCUCUUUGUUGCAAAUCCUGACCUCAGUGACUAG